Messenger RNA from Erinaceus europaeus (western European hedgehog), 2526 nucleotides. RefSeq names its product family with sequence similarity 217 member A (gene FAM217A). The transcript is spliced from 9 exons. Lineage: Eukaryota; Metazoa; Chordata; Mammalia; Eulipotyphla; Erinaceidae. The record is from RefSeq and is a predicted model, not a curated record. The coding region runs from base 279 to 2198 and encodes 639 amino acids.
AGCCUGCCAAGUUUGACAGGAAUUUUAGUCUGAAAUUCCACUUUCCUGUUUGGACAUGGACCAGGUUUAAGGAAGACAGGGUGCUUUCCUAAAGGGAAGAAGGGCAGUCUGGUGAGCACUCACCUCCUGUUAUUUUCCCAUCUGGCCCUUAGGGGAGAACUGUACCUGACUGUACAUAAUUAAGACUCCACAGACCUGCCAGGCCCUGAGGGCCAGUGGUUACAUCAGCAUAGUUCUCAAGCAGAACUGAGGAAAGAACUUCAUCCCAAACUGAGGGAAUGUCCAGAUUAACACAGAGAGCUGUUGUGUCUCCUGAACAUCUUCCUCUAUGUCUUGGUGGAUGUGAGAAGAUCAGCUGGCUUCCAGAAGGCAAAGUAUUCAGUAAUGUUCAAAGGGAAAAGAUCAUCUCCAAGUUUCUUAAAGAAAGCGUUCUCAAGAGAGUAUUCCGUUCAAAGCAAAUGAGAUGGGAGGACCUUGACUACCAGAAAGAGGGUUCCAGCGACAGCUUUCCUGACACCAGAAAGCAAGCCGCACCCGAGGGGGCUCCGGGACAGCCGCUCGGCCUGCACGCGGAGGGACGCGCGCUUCGGAGUGACGGCGCCCUCGGAGACCACAUCCGGGACAGCUCGUGGGGCUGCGGCGCCGUGGGGAUUCUAAAGAAACAAAAGAGCAGCUCCAACAAAAUGGGGAGAAGAAAUGGUGAACACGGUGGCACAAACCUGCAGAUGUCCAACAUCGGUCACGAGAACUUAUCUCAUUGGAAUUUGGAGUUGGAACCUGUGCCAGAAAAUAAAAACUUCCUUCCUGGAAGGGAGAACGCAUCAGGUGGCAAAAUUAACAAGAACCAUCUGGAAAUUCCAGUAGAGCAACUGAUGGUAGAAUUGAAUUUGUCGGAUCAUACCCAUAAAAGAAUACAGAAUAAUAAAGCAGGGAUAUUUCAGUUAUGGAGUUAUCCUCUUAAUGAUGGAAGUACCACAGAGAACAGGGAUUUAAAAAAAAAACCUUCACUGGACACUGGCUAUAAUAUAACCAAUAAUCCUAUGCGGCUCUUUGGUGCAAACAACCCUCUAACAAAUGCUUCAGUUGAUAAGCAAGUUGGUUCUUACCAUGGACUUCAAGUGCCAUUCAGUCUCUCCUGGCCCUAUGCUGAUGGAGACUUCUUAAAGGGCAGAACAGAGCCUCAUAUUACUUUAUAUUCAACCACAGAAAACAAUGACGGUGAAACUAUAUUUGCUCCAAAUUGGAAUCUGAAAUAUGGGUGCAGCAGUAUGGAAGAAAAUUUAACAGAUGAAAGUGAUUUAUCUGAAAAUGAAAAAGCAAAUGAUACUUUACUCAACUAUUUUAAAAAGAUGGACCUGAAUUUAAAGCCAGAAACAAUAGAAACUGUCGAAGACUCUUUCACAGAGGAAUCAAGUGAAAUAUUUCCAUAUCCUGACUUUCUUCCUCCUCCUUUCAACACUCUGGACUUGCACAAACUAGCUCUCUCAAAAUCGGACAAUUGGAAAGCAACAGUGGAACCUCCAGAAAGUUCUAUUGAUCGUUUGAUGACUCGUUUACUGGAAAUGGAAAGAUUACAACAUAUAACUGUACAGAAAGAGAGGCCACGACUACAAAGUACCUUCUAUACUUCUGUAGUCACUGAACGACCCUCUUCUUCCAAAGCUAUACCCAAAAUGAGACAGCCCAAACUUUCUGACUCUUUGAGCCUUCAGACAACUUGUGCAGAUAAAAGUCGAGAAAAAAGAAGAACUAAUUCAGGCUCCUACAAGCUUGAGCAAGCAGCUUCAAAGUGGAAUUGGGGCAGUGCUGGCAAAUAUAAAUGGAACUCUAGACCAACAAAAAGUUCAUCCAGCACAAGACCAUUGGUUGCAACAUAUGACGAAUGUAAGAAUCCCAAAAGCUCCAUUCUAAUUCCAUGUCAAGAACUCUCAGCAAAGCCUACUUCUGCUCAAACAAAUCAGUCAUUGGUUAAAAUGAUCUCAACAAGAUGUCUGCCUCCAAGGUCUCCAAUAGCAGUUUCACCUAUACCUCUGUCUUUUCCUGAAAAUCCAAGGGAAGAAAUCAAGGCAGCAAGGACCAAAAAAAAACUUUACCGAAAAAAUAUAGUGUUGAACAGACCAUUCUAUAUUCAGAAGCUAAACUGUUUAUCACCUUCAUUUACAGUUAAGGGUAAGUGUUCACCCACUGACCAAAAAUAACUCAAUUUCUUUCCUGUAGCUCAAGUGUGCCUUUCCUAUAGCUCAAGGAAGCCUGGCUAAAACAUGGUUCAUCAUUUGGAAAUACAGGUACUAAAAGCACACACACCCAUAUACAAGUGUUUGAUGUGAUGUGGAAUGGGACUUGUGAAAAACAUUGCUGAGAUAUCUAUAUAUAGUGAUCCAAGGACUUCUGCUCAGAUAUAUUUGACAGUCUUUUGCAUGUUAUGUUUCAAAGAAAUGUUUCACUUAAACUAAGCUAUUCAAAAGAUUGUUUUAAGAUAUGAUUGCUACCCAGUGUAAUUCCAUCAUCAAUAAAUGGUAUAACUGA